AUUAUCUCCAUUCAUUACAGCUUCCUGAAGUAACUAAACAUCGUUCGGUUUGUCCUCUUCUUUGAUAAUUUACCUGCCUAAAUUGAUAAUGUCCAGCCAACGCGGUGCAGAAGGAGACAUUGUUGCUUUGGUGACUGACAAGGUCUUCUUUGAUAUUACAAUUGGAGAUGAAAAAAUUGGCAGGAUUGUAAUCGGUGUCUUUAGACAAGUUGUUCCUAAAACAGCCAAGAACUUUGUCACCUUGGCCACUGGUGAGAAAGGGUUUGGAUACAAAGGAAGCAAGUUUCAUCGAGUGAUCAAGGAUUUUAUGAUCCAAGGAGGUGACUUCACAACGGGGGAUGGCACAGGAGGUAAGAGCAUCUACGGUGACAAAUUCCCUGACGAGAACUUCAAGCUGAGCCACUACGGUGCCGGAUGGCUGAGCAUGGCCAACCAAGGCGAGGACACCAACGGAUCCCAGUUCUUCCUUACAACCGUCAAGACAAGCUGGCUCGAUGGCAGGCAUGUGGUCUUUGGCAAAGUUUUAGAAGGAAUGGAUGUCGUGAGAAAGAUUGAAAAUAUGAAGACGGGGGAUAAUGACAAACCUGUAAAAGACUGCGUCAUCGCAGACAGCGGCACUAUUGACGUUGAGAAGCCUUUCGCUGUCGCCAAGGCAGCAUCCGAUGAUAGUAGUUGGUAGAUGGAGUAGUUUAGCUUAGAAAUCAAAGUGUAUGACCUCGAUCCCUGAUUGUUUGACCUUGGUUUUGGGGUGUAUAUAAUUUCAAACUUGUCCAUCAUAUCUGAUUCUAAGGAAUACAUCUGUUUUAGUCAGUGUGUUGUUGUUCUCACAUUCUUAAAAAGUAUAGGUGGAAAUUCAUCUAGAUUCCUUUGAACUGUCAGGUAGCUAAUAGUUACUGCAAUGCUUUAUCCUCUUCCAUGGUAUUAACAACUAUUUUGCACGCAGAAAGAAACGCUGAAAAAUGAACAUGCAUUUGCAUGUAAGUGUAUCAUUAUAAUUAUUCAUAUUGUUUUAUUACAUCUUGUGAAAUAGUAUGCAUUUAAGCUUUUGGAACUUUGUGUGUGCAUUUGUAUGAAAGAAAGCAUUUGGAACUUGUUAUGCACAUGACGCCUUGUCGAAUACUCGAAUACUCUUUUUAUUUUUGUUUAACCUUUUAUACAGUAAUGAGAAAAUUAUCUGCAACUUAAUCUAACCAAUUUUGUUUUUAAUCAUGUCAACCACAACCUUUCUAAAGCUGAUCAAAUAUGGGACACGCACGGCCAGGCACUAGUGUAGGAAAUCUUUAAAUGUUAACCAGUUAUAUGACAAAAUAACUUGUCUGUUGCCUUACGAAAACGUAUAUAUUUAGUCAAGCCUGAAUUGAGUGGCAAAACAAUUAUUGUGUUAAAAGGAAAAAACUAAUUUGAUGACAUUCCAAAUUCCCCAAUAACCAAUACGAUUGGAGAGUGAGUUCCCGUUUUUUUUCUUUUUCAAAACUUACUCAAUAAACAAAAUAUUGAUAGCUGGCCCGGAUACUUCAGCCUCUCACGAAACGCAAGUAGGUGUCUCAGGCCCAGGCCUGAGGUGUCUUUCCAUUUUCAUGUUGUUGCUCUUUGUAUGCUAUUUUGUACGAGAGGGUGGAGUAUCCGCCUAUACAACUUUAAUCGUACAAAAACUACAAGUUGCCCUUUUUAGCAUGUUUGUUCCAAAUAACCUGCUACGUAUAACUUUGUAAAAGUGAUAUAAUAAACAACCAGCCUUUUUCCUCUGGUUCUGAACUUCACUUGUAAUCAUAUUUAAGUUAUCAUA
Strongylocentrotus purpuratus (purple sea urchin) is the source of this 1786-nucleotide messenger RNA. Its product is annotated as peptidyl-prolyl cis-trans isomerase B-like. Bases 89 to 679 code for a protein of 196 amino acids. The transcript is spliced from 6 exons. Gene Ontology annotation, molecular function: peptidyl-prolyl cis-trans isomerase activity. Lineage: Eukaryota; Metazoa; Echinodermata; Echinoidea; Camarodonta; Strongylocentrotidae. The record is from RefSeq and is a predicted model, not a curated record. Gene Ontology annotation, biological process: protein folding; protein peptidyl-prolyl isomerization. Gene Ontology annotation, cellular component: intracellular membrane-bounded organelle.